Dothidotthia symphoricarpi CBS 119687 is the source of this 581-nucleotide messenger RNA. RefSeq lists its product as uncharacterized. The transcript has a single exon. The coding region runs from base 184 to 486 and encodes 100 amino acids. Lineage: Eukaryota; Fungi; Ascomycota; Dothideomycetes; Pleosporales; Dothidotthiaceae. The record is from RefSeq and is a predicted model, not a curated record.
GGGAUCGGUUAUUGAUCGCGCUCGAAGCAUCUGACGGUUGCCCCUAGCAUAGAUGCAGCAUGAAAGAAUUAACGAGGCACCUCACAGUCUCGCAGCUUUCGUCGCCAGCUGCCACGUCUGUAUCCACUUCAACACGAUUGUCUGCUGUCGCGUCCGCCACUGAACAGGUGCAGGAAGUUGGCCAUGCUUGCGCGUCCUUGGCCGAGGCGGACCCCUGCACCCUGCUCGUGCUCGAAUUGGAUCGAUGUUGUUUUGGCAAGUGCGGCCGACCCUUCCAACUCCUAUCCACAUCGUCAUCAUAUUUACAAUAUCACCCCCUGCCUCUGUUGCUCAAUGCGGUUUGAUUCUCGAUUGCCAUGUUUCCCGACCCGCGCAAUGACGGUCAUCAAAUCUCCUUGUAUACAUACUCUCCCGCCGUCUUGCAGAACGAUCAAUAAACCGGUCUUGACAUGUGUCAAGGUUGUCGUCUCCGAGCAACGAAAAUAGGUACACGACAGCUUGAUUUGCAGCCAGUCUAUCCUGAUCAACGUUGCGAUAUUGCGAGCUGUUGCAAAUGCAGGGACCCAUGGACGUCGUGUCCA